AUGUCUCCAGCAUUAGAUCAAUCGUCAGCAGACGGACAGGCUUCGUCUCCUCGCCAACCUACCAACAAUCUCGCAGCAAACAACGAUACGAGGCGCAAAGGACCACCCCGACGCACCAGGGCACAGCUUGAGCGGAAACGGAUCCAGGACCGCGAGUCACAGCGCAAUGUGCGUGAACGCACCAAGAAGUAUAUUGCCAGUUUGGAGGAGAAGCUCGCCCGGUUAGAGUCCGAUACGUGCGUGGCAGACCUCGUGAGGGAAAACGAGGAACUUCAACGGCGGGUUCGGAUGCUCGAGGCCAAGGUACAGAGUAUCAUAGACGUCGCGACCAGUCAGGACAACAACAACAACAGCAGCAGCAAUAAUAACAACAAUGACGCCGUAGAUGGCCCGGCGAGGAAGAAACGGCGGCUGCCUUCCAACAACCAGCCUCGCGAGAUACAGUCGGAAAAGGAGCAGACGGACGACGAUCCACCCCCGGAAUACUGCACGACAUCACAACCGAAUCCAAAUCAUGGUCUCCCCGGUCACGAGAAAGAGGUUACCCAGGAAAACCACCAUAUAGAUAAUACCCACCACCUAGCCAACAACGAGCUUCAUCACCUCGAUCAACCUAGUCAAGGCUGUGAAGCCCUCAUAGACCCGCCCAGCGUGAACAGUGGAGACACAAUAGAGAUCAUGGUCGACGCCAACAAUGACUUUGGCAAUUGUUUCCUCGACACGUCUGCCGGGGAUUUCGAGGCAAGUCGGGACUUAUCCCAGCCAUAUUACGAGAGCGACCAUCCCAGGGGGCUUCCUUUCUUCGGAAACCAACUUGUGCUGCACCAGGGACAGACCUAUGCAGGCCAGCUAGACCUGGGCACAGACGAACUCCCUGCACUCAACAACAACAACUUCUAUCUGUCCCCGGACCCGCAGUUAUGGUUGGCCAACAAUAUCGCCCCCGAGAUGACGGCAGAGAGACUGGUCCCGAUACCGCAGAACUGCCCGCCCAGCAAUAUCUGGGAUGGCAAACUGUUCAAAUGUAUCAGUGAGCACCAGGCCCGGCUCGACGACGACCCUGCGCUGCGCGCGGCCCAUGACCCGGACGUGCAGAUUUUGCUGGGAGGUCACUACAGCAGCAGUCUAGCUACGGCGGACUCGCUGACUUUGUUUCUAACACCGCCCAUCAGCCAGUGGAACUUCAAGUUGCCCGAGAAGCUGGCGAUAUUCUGGCUGAAUUAUGUCCAUUUGAAGUACCGAAUCUCCCCCAGCGAAGAGAACUACAAGGCCCUCCCUCCCUGGUUCCACCCUCGCCCGUCGCAAUGUCGAGUCACGCACCCGAUCUUCAUCGACACGCUCCCCUGGCCGCAACUGCGCGAGAAACUCACGCUCGACCACCACGCGUACCCGUUCAACGUCUUCACCCCGUCCUUCUGCAGCUGUCUCAACGUCAACUGGCCGUACGACCCGGCCGCGACGUACGUACGGCAGGACGACGCGACGGGAGCCGUGCACCUGAGCCACGCGUUCAAGAUGCACCUGCACAAGCUGGAGAAUUGGUCUCUGAAGCCCGCGUUUGCCGAGUCGUUUCCGGAGCUGAGAAUCGGUCGUGCCACGGCCAGACUCUUUGCAAAGGAAGGAUGUCGCAGGAUAGCCAUUGCCGAUGUCCAGGCGGCGGCGCUGAAAAAGACUCGAGAGGAGCUCGAGGCCGAACAUAAAGGCGUCGAGGUCAUUGAUAUACCGACCGACGUCACGUCCGAGUCGUCGGUGACAUCCCUGAUCAAAUCGACGGUCGACCGCUUCGGCCGGGUCGACUACGCGUGCAACGUGGCGGGGAUCCUCCUCCCCGGCGUCACGACCGAGUACUCCGUCAGCCAGUGGGACAAGCAGUUCUCGGUCAACACGCGGGGGAUGUGGCUGUGCCAGCGGGCCGAGAUCACGCAGAUGCUGAAGCAGGAGCCCCUGCGCGCGUCCGACACGACGUUCCCCGCCCGUGGCUCCAUCGCCAACGUGGCGUCCAUGGCCGGGCUGCGCGUCUACGACAACCUGCCCGCCUACUGCGCGAGCAAGCACGCCGUGAUCGGCUUCACAAAGGCCGACGGCCUCCAUUUCGCCCGGGACGGCAUCCGGGUCAACGCCAUCUGUCCCGGCGUGAUCAAGACGCCCAUGCUGGGCGAGGUGCCCGAGGAGGACGACACGAAUCUCGACGAGAUGGUGCGCGAGAUGGCCAUGAAGAGGCAAGGAUUGCCCGAGGAAAUCGCCGAGGCUCUGGUCUGGAUCACGAGCGGGCGAGCCAGCUUCGUCACGGCGACGACCCUGGCGCCUAACGGAGGUGAGCAAGCACUUUCCCGACCGGGAGUAUUUUGA
Fonsecaea monophora is the source of this 2349-nucleotide messenger RNA. RefSeq lists its product as hypothetical. Lineage: Eukaryota; Fungi; Ascomycota; Eurotiomycetes; Chaetothyriales; Herpotrichiellaceae. Gene Ontology annotation, biological process: regulation of DNA-templated transcription. The record is from RefSeq and is a predicted model, not a curated record. Gene Ontology annotation, molecular function: DNA-binding transcription factor activity. The transcript is spliced from 6 exons. Bases 1 to 2349 code for a protein of 782 amino acids.